CAACUCGGUGAAAUAAAUACAGGACAAAUAAACAGGACAACCAUAGCAAGCGAAGAAGCAUUAUCGACAAAAAUUAGGUAAUCCAAGGUCUAAGCAAUCUAUUACAUACAGUAAUCGGCAAGAAUGUAACAAUAGGUAGUAUCUACAUACAUCAUUUUAUCUGCAAAUGGACAGGCGAUCGAGUAUUAAAUUUAAAUGUUUAUAUACACUGGGUAUCUCACGGAUACGUCAAUCUAGAUUUACAUUAUUAUCAUUAUUAUUCUUAUUAUUAUUAUUAACGAUUUUUUAACAAUAUUCAAAUUAAGAUAUUUGGAGUAUAGUAAUUAGAUGAUUCGAGCAACCGAGCCACCCCGUAUGUACAUAUGCGUACAAAGUAUCGCCGGUAUUGCUAUCGUUUAUCGGUAAUUACAGCGCUAUCGGAAAACAGCGAAGGUCGGAUGGCUUUUUCCGAAGAAUUUGAACUCACCGUUUCUACAUAUUGUAAGUUGGAACGUUUCCGACUUCGCCUAGUAAACGAGGAUAUUUGUUAUCGAAAGCGCAACCGGAGCUGCCUACCGAAGAAUGGUGUUUAUUAAUUAACACGGUCGCGUUAACACUUGCGUGCAACAGCGGAGACAUCGCACUCGAAUCGAACGGAACAAGAGCGCGUAAAUAUAUAUUCGAUUCGAAUCGAAUGCAGGACAGAAAUUCUCGUUCGUUCUCGUGUUUUGAAAAUCGUGCGCCCACGCUCGUCGACACACGUCGUCGCACCGGGAGAAGAACGUGGAGAACAGAGGAACGUUAUCGGUCGAUCAAUCGGCAUUUCAAACAACGGCCGUAUUUACUAAUCAAACAAAUGGGAGCUAGAUCGACUUCCGAAAUACGACCUUCCUAUUGAUCGUUGGUGCCGGGCGACUGUGCUCCCUCAAAUUCUUAUUGAAGCGCAGUGCGCACGGUUCGCGCGAUUUUCUAUCCUGUUCGUUUUUUAUCUUGUGUCGUAAUACAGUUGCUCGUGAUAGCGUAAACACUCGUUUUCGCGUUUAUGCCAUCGGCAUUUUCGCCGUGUCGAUCACUCGACGUUUGUAAAUCGCGGACGUUCCACCGAAGAACAAGAUGAUAUUUUCGACUUUCUAUAAAACAUAUUUUAACCGGUCGUAAAUGCGUCGAGUUGCUUUUUGAUGCACUUUCCGAGAUACGUUCGCGAUUGUAAACGAAAACACGUAGCGCGCGUUCAGAUCUCCGAAAACUAUGUACGCGAAACCGGUUCGCAAGAUGCAGCAAUUCUACUCCGCUUGGAAGUACAAACUGCUGACUCCUACACGAAACUUCGGGGAUGACGACGACGAGGACGCCGGAUUCGAGGGCACGACGCAUUUGGUCCGCGUGCCCCGCUCCCACGGAGCCGCGGAUUCCUCGAAUACCGCCACGGUCAGGAUUAAUAUCGAGGGCAUGCGAUGUCAGAGCUGCGUGAGGAACAUCGAGGCAACGGUAGGCGGCAGACCCGAGGUCCUGAAGAUAAGGGUGGUGCUGGGGGAGAAGGCCGGGUACAUCGAUUACAAGCCCGACGAGAUCACUGCCGCCGACCUGGUCCAAGCUGUAGAGGAUAUGGGGUUCGUUGCAUCCCUCGGCAACGAUCGGACCAACCCUUUGGACCAGUCCAAAGCUGACAACGAGCCGGAACCUUCGGUCAACGUGUGCAACAUACACGUCGAUGGCAUGACUUGUAUGUCCUGCGUGAAGACCAUCACGAGCGUCUUGUCGGAACAGCCCGGGAUAAGCGAAGCGAACGUCAGUUUGGAGAACAAAGAAGCAAAGGUGGUCUACAAUGGGAAGGAUCUAACAGCGGAGAAAAUAGCGGAGAGAAUAGAACAAAUGGGCUUCGACGCAUUCGUGAAGGAGGUGAACGGCAAGAUUCGCGCCACGGCGACGGACGCAACGUCGAAGAACAAUAACGUGGCGAACGGAGAUGUUCCGCCGGUAAUGAACGGUGCCGGAGACAUAAAAGUUCAGCCGCAACUGGCGAAAUGUUGUCUGCACAUAACGGGAAUGACCUGCGCUUCCUGUGUUGCUGCCAUAGAGAAACACUGUAAAAAAUUGUACGGCGUAAACAGCAUCUUGGUGGCUUUGUUGGCUGCCAAGGCAGAGGUCGCGUUCGACCCGGAGAAAAUAAGGGCGGUGGAUAUUGCCUCCAGCAUAUCCGAGUUGGGCUUCCCUACAACCUUGAUCGAGGAACCGGGAUCUGGCGAGGGAGAGAUCGAAUUGAACAUUGCAGGCAUGACCUGUGCAUCUUGCGUGAAUAAAAUAGAAUCGACUGUAAAGAAACUGCCAGGCGUUCGUUCGGCUGCAGUUGCGUUGUCGACGCAACGUGGCAAGUUCAAGUACGACGCGGAUAAAACUGGUCUCAGGGAUAUCAUCGAAUGCAUCAACCAGAUAGGUUUCACAGCGACUGUAAUUAGUAAUAGAGAUAAAGAGAACAGAGACUAUUUGAACCACAGAGAAGAGAUAAACAAGUGGAGGUCUGCUUUCCUGGUAUCUUUAAUAUUCGGCAUACCGUGCAUGUUGGCCAUGACGUACUUUAUGGUGGUCAUGUCUGUCGGCGAGAAGACGCACGAGGACAUGUGCUGCGUGGUGCCGGGUCUUUCGUGGGAGAAUUUGAUUCUUUUUAUAUUUUCUACUCCGGUCCAGUUUUUCGGAGGCUGGCACUUCUACGUCCAAGCCUACAAAGUUCUGAAGCACGGUACGACGAACAUGGAUGUUCUAAUUUCUAUGACCACCACGAUAUCCUACCUGUAUUCGGUCGCCGUUCUCGCCGCUGCGAUGAUCAUGCAAGAGCACGUUAGUCCUCAAACGUUUUUCGACACUCCUCCGAUGUUGUUGGUCUUCAUCAGUUUAGGAAGAUGGUUGGAACACGUCGCGAAGGGCAAAACAUCCGAGGCAUUGUCAAAGUUGUUGUCCUUGAAAGCAACGGAUGCGGUGCUGGUUACCAUAGGUCCGAACAACGAAAUACUGUCGGAGCGUGUAAUUAGCGUAGAUCUGGUGCAGCGCGGAGACGUGUUGAAAGUAGUUCAAGGUGCCAAAGUCCCCGUCGACGGUCGAGUUCUCACGGGACACUCGACUUGCGACGAAAGUCUGAUCACCGGGGAAAGCAUGCCGGUGCCGAAGAAGAAGGGCUCGGUGGUGAUCGGUGGAUCGAUCAAUCAAAAUGGACCCUUGUUAGUCACCGCAACGCACACCGGCGAGCACACGACGCUCGCACAAAUCGUCCGUCUGGUCGAAGAGGCGCAAACCAAUAAAGCGCCUAUCCAGCACUUGGCCGAUAAGAUUGCGGGCUACUUCAUACCCAUGGUUAUCGCCGUCUCCAUAGUGACUCUAAUUAUUUGGAUAAUAGUAGGACAUGUAAAUAUAGAGAAAUUGCCGAUAUCGCACAACGAUCACAUCAACAAGCACGGCAUGAACAGGGAAGAGAUCAUAUUCCAGUACGCUUUUCGAAGCGCCCUAUCCGUGUUGGCGAUCGCCUGUCCGUGUGCGUUAGGUUUGGCCACACCGACCGCCGUUAUGGUCGGCACCGGGGUCGGAGCUCUCAACGGCAUACUGAUCAAGGGUGCCGAGGCUUUGGAGAACGCGCACAAAAUCAAAUGUAUUGUCUUCGAUAAAACCGGCACAAUUACGCACGGCAUGCCGAUGGUAACGAAAAUAGGUCUGUUCGUGGACGAGAAAGACUGUUCGCUGGCGAAAUUCCUAGUUAUCGUUUGCACAGCCGAGACUAACAGCGAGCAUCCGAUCGCAUCCGCAAUUGUCCGUUUCGUAAAAGAUACGAUCGGUUCCGAAUCGACUGGACAGUGUUCAAACUUUCAAACGGUUGCCGGUUGCGGCCUCAAAUGCAAGGUAUCCCACAUUUCGAACACGUUGUCCGAAGCUAUCAAAUCCGAGCAAAUCGUCAACUAUGUAAACCAUACGAAAAAAUUGUCUUCCGGAUCGUACAAUUUGAAUAGCGUGCCGAUCGACGUCGUGUCGAUUUCGAGCACAACCCAAGAGAGACGGAACUUGAACUUGGAAUUAUUAUUAAGCCCGGAUUCGCACGGUGACCAAGCCGAUAAGGAGGACCUGUACGAGAUCUGCAUCGGCAACAGGGAGUGGAUGCGGCGAAACGGUGUGAAUAUACCACAGGAGGUAGAAACGCGGAUGACUACCGAAGAAGAGUUAGGUCACACGGCAGUCUUGGCUGCAGUUAAUAAUGUUUUAGUGGCCAUGAUUAGCGUGGCCGACACGGUCAAGCCGGAAGCCCAUCUGGCGAUUUACACGCUGAAGAAAAUGGGCUUAGAGGUGAUACUUUUGACCGGCGAUAACAGGAAGACCGCUGCUUCUAUCGCCAGACAGGUUGGUAUCACCAGAGUCUUCGCAGAGGUGUUACCUUCGCAUAAGGUAGCAAAAAUUCAGCGACUGCAAGACCAAGGCUGGAGGGUUGCAAUGGUAGGAGACGGUGUUAACGAUAGUCCAGCUCUUGCACAAUCGGAUGUUGGCAUCGCAAUAGCUUCUGGCACGGAUGUUGCCGUAGAAGCUGCGGACGUGGUCCUCAUGAGGAACGAUCUUUUGGAUGUGAUCGCAUGCUUGGAUCUAUCGAGGAAAACGGUUUGUCGGAUAAGAUCGAACUUCUUGUUCGCCAGUGUUUACAAUUUAUUGGGGAUUCCAAUAGCAGCUGGGAUUUUCAGUUCUAUCGGAUUCUUUUUACAACCGUGGAUGUCUUCGGCAGCCAUGGCUUUAAGUUCCGUGUCCGUUGUUGGAAAUUCUUUAUUGCUAAAAUUGUAUCGUAAACCAACAAAGGCUACACUAGAAACUGCAGAAUAUUUGACAGCAAUGCGGGCCCAUUCCACUGCGAGAAUGCUCGACCUCGAUACAAUUUCCCUUCAUCGCGGUUUGGAUGAUUCAGUAAUGCCAAUUAUGCACAGGUCUGCCUCGACAUUGUCCAGACUGUUCAGAAGAUCUAAAGAUGACGUAGAGGGUCGACUUCUCGGUGACGAUGUAGACGAAAUUGAUUUAGCAACGGAUUUCUCUGGCUAUUGCAAAAACCCAAAGGAUCGUACAAACAUAACUCCUCUAUAACUCGUAAGAUACGGUUUUUUAAAUAUUUAACUUAUAUAUCCAAAUUUUCUUUGGCAAUAAUUUAUGGACUCACAUUUUUACAUAUACGGAGUGAAUUAAUAAGAACCGUUUCCUAAAAUAAUUCAUCUCCUUCUGAUUGUACCAAGAAAUAUUUUAAACAAAUUAUGCUAUAUUUUGUCACAUCAAGUGUAAUAUAAUUUAUUUGAAACGUUCCUUGCUAACAUUACGGAGAAAAAAGUUAUUUUCGAUA
Messenger RNA from Megalopta genalis, 5329 nucleotides. RefSeq names its product copper-transporting ATPase 1 (gene ATP7). Gene Ontology annotation, molecular function: copper ion binding; ATP binding; P-type divalent copper transporter activity. Lineage: Eukaryota; Metazoa; Arthropoda; Insecta; Hymenoptera; Halictidae. Gene Ontology annotation, biological process: copper ion import; copper ion homeostasis. The record is from RefSeq and is a predicted model, not a curated record. Gene Ontology annotation, cellular component: plasma membrane; trans-Golgi network.